ACAAUUCCAAAAUGGGCUCAAGCCAUCCUCUUUCCUCUGGAAGAAAUCGAAUUAGUAUUUUUAGUUGGGGAACCCUAUUCUGGUGAGAUGAGAGGAAUAGCUAAAACACUUGAAAUUGAUGUUGGAUAUAUAUUGGCCACAAACCUUGCCUAUGAAGCUACAGCGUAUUGCACUAGUAUAGUUGCUCAAGAUACAAAAGGAAAUAUUUAUCAUGGGAGAAACUUGGACUAUGCUUUUCCUGAAAUACUCAGAAACAUCACCGUGGAUUUGGAUUUUAUUCAGAAUGGGAAGAUUGCAUAUACAGGAACAACCUUCCUAGGUUAUGUGGGAUUAUGGACUGGUCAAAGCCCUUACAAGUUUACUGUAUCAGGUGAUGAAAGAGCAAAAGGGAAGUGGUGGGAGAAUGCCAUCUCUGCACUUUUCAAGAGAAGUUCACCUGUCAGCUGGCUGAUAAGAGAUGUAUUGAAUAAUGCCAGAGAUUUUGAGGAGGCUGCACUGCUGCUUUCAAAGACUCCAAUUAUAGCUGAUACAUAUUACAUUAUGGGUGGCACUAAGGCAAGAGAAGGGUUGGUCAUCACCAGAAAUCGGGAUGGGCCUGCAGACCUCUGGCCUUUGGAUCCCCAAAGAGGAGAAUGGUUCCAUGUAGAAACAAACUACGAUCACUGGACCACCCCACCACCAUAUGAUGACCGACGGUAUGAGACAGAGCCUCAAAAUAAUCAGUGA
Messenger RNA from Staurois parvus, 726 nucleotides. NCBI's taxonomy places the organism in Eukaryota, Metazoa, Chordata, Amphibia, Anura, Ranidae. The record is from the annotation of a GenBank genome assembly.